This is a messenger RNA of Megalops cyprinoides (Indo-Pacific tarpon), 2138 nucleotides long. RefSeq names its product trimethyllysine hydroxylase, epsilon (gene tmlhe). Bases 185 to 1453 code for a protein of 422 amino acids. The transcript has 8 exons. The record is from RefSeq and is a predicted model, not a curated record. Gene Ontology annotation, cellular component: mitochondrion. Gene Ontology annotation, molecular function: trimethyllysine dioxygenase activity; iron ion binding. Gene Ontology annotation, biological process: carnitine biosynthetic process. NCBI's taxonomy places the organism in Eukaryota, Metazoa, Chordata, Actinopteri, Elopiformes, Megalopidae.
CUUCACAGCGCCUGCGUGUCAGCUGUGCUACUGCAAUGGCGGGGAAGUUGGGGCUUAAUGAUUAAACUUCGCUAUUUCAAAUGCUUCCCUAAUAGCUUCACCGAGUCUGAAUUAAGGUCCACGUAGGUGCAGUUGAGAGGGGAGAGGAUCCUGGACUGAAAUUCGAAGCUUUCGGCACUCUAUUAUGGGUUUAACUCGGAUGUUCCUCCGCGUGGGAGGCUGUUUACAAUCCCUGUCGAGAUGUCAGACACAGAAACUACCGCCUCUGGGCUCGGGACGCAUUCGAACUCCGGGUGAAGCCAAACGGUGGCAGCACACAGCUCCCCAGUCUACUAGCUGUAACUGGCAGCUUCGAGAGGAUUGCUUUGAACUGAGCUACGGCGGGCUGGUGAUGCACUUUGACUACGUGUGGCUGCGGGACCACUGUCGCUCUGCCUCCUGCUACAAUGCCAAAACCAACCAGCGUAACCUGGACACAGCUAAUGUAGAACUCACCAUACGGCCAGUGAAGACCAGGGUGGACGAUGAGACGCUCUUCCUCACAUGGCCGGAUGGUCAUGUGACUCGGUACGCUUUGACCUGGCUAGCCCAGAACAGCUAUGAGGGCCAGAAGCAGAGUGCCAUACAGCCACGCAUCCUGUGGAAUGCUGAAAUCUACACCAACGCCAAGGUGCCCUCCGCCAGCUGGGAGAAGUUCAUGAGCUGCAACGAGGAGCUGAGGAGGUUCCUCAGCAACUUCCUGCACUACGGCAUCGCCUUUGUGGAGGACGUCCCAGCAACGCUAGAAGCAACGGAGAUAGCGACCCAGAGGGUCAGCCUCAUUAGGGAGACGAUGUAUGGCAGGAUGUGGAAUUUUACCUCGGAUUUCUCGCGAGGGGACACAGCCUACACCAAGCUGGCGCUUGAUCGCCACACUGACACUUCUUACUUCCAGGAACCGUGUGGGAUCCAGGUGUUCCACUGCCUCAGACAUGAAGGUACAGGUGGGAGGACGCUGCUUGUGGAUGGCUUCUAUGCCGCAGACAAGGUGCUCCAGCAGACGCCGGACAACUUUGAGCUUCUGGCCCGGGUGCCCAUCAAGCACGAGUACAUUGAGAACAUGAGCGACCACUGCAACCACAUGAUCGGGAUCGGCCCCGUGCUUAAUGUCUACCCCUGGAACAAUGAGGUGUACAUGAUUCGGUACAACAACUAUGACCGUGCUGUGAUCAACACGGUCCCCCAUGAAGUGGUCCAGCGCUGGUAUGUGGCUCACCGACACCUGACCACAGAACUGAGAAGGCCCGAGAACGAGCUCUGGGUCAAGCUCAAGCCAGGAAAGGUUCUCUUCAUUGACAACUGGCGGGUCCUGCACGGCCGAGAAUCCUUCACAGGCCUCCGUCAGCUGUGCGGGUGCUACCUGACCCGAGAUGAUGUUCUGAACACGGCCCGCUCUCUUGGGCUGCAGGCCUGAGAUCGGCAGGGUCGGCACAGGGCUUCUAACCACACCAAAGCACUCUCCAAUCAAAGCGAAGCCUCACCCGACAUACACCAGCAUACACCCCUCUCCCCCCAAAUCCAUCAUGGAGAAAUAACUGUAUACCAUUACAUGGUCUUUUUAAAAUUUUGUGAAGACAAAUGCCGUAGGGAAUGUAAUAUGCUUUUUUGUAGUACAGUCUUAACUUGCUUCCUGCGAAGCAUCAUUUUCUAAAUCAAGUAGGACAACAGCGAAAUUGCUCUUUUCCGACAUAAGAUGUACAGUCUCCUUAAGUGAAUACCACAUCUGAAACAGACAGUGUCACGCAACUAGGGGAGUAGUGCUGUGCUUUUAGAUGGAGGCAGUGUAGUCAGCACAUUACAGCAGUUCUGUAAACUGCUCACAAAUUAAGACUUGUAGGAAAAAGGUAUUGGCGGUAUUGUGCCUCAAUUAUGAGUUGUUUGACUUGCAUUUAUUGGGCCCAAAUCUGUACACUCGUUUUCCUGUUGCUGACGUGAACCUGUCUCAUGUUAACUGUCUGCUGUCCAUGAAAUACUGUAUGGAAGCAAAAUGCUGUCAUGUGAAAGAUGCAGGAAAAAAAUGCUACAGUUUUAAUCAAUGUGUUGACUAAGCUAUAGAGCUGAUGGCAGAGUCAUGUCGAUAAAGUGAUGAGCUGCUUUUC